Molecule: messenger RNA, 1890 nt
Organism: Psylliodes chrysocephalus
Lineage: Eukaryota; Metazoa; Arthropoda; Insecta; Coleoptera; Chrysomelidae
Source: the annotation of a GenBank genome assembly
AUGGUGUUGAGGUGGUGCGUGUUUUUUCUAAUUUUCGGUGUUAGCGUAAUCCAUGCCCAGAAGCCGAAUAUUAUCAUAAUCAUGGCAGAUGAUAUGGGCUUCAAUGAUGUAGGAUUCCAUGGCAGUGAUGAAAUUCCAACCCCUAACAUAGAUGCCCUAGCCUACAAUGGAGUAAUUUUAAACACGCAUUACACUCAAUCAGCAUGUAGCCCUUCAAGAGCUGCUUUUCUCACUGGAAAAUAUCCCAUACACACAGGUAUGCAACACAAGGUCAUACUAGAGUCGGAACCUUGGGGACUUCCUCUAAAUGAAACGCUAAUGCCUCAACUUUUAAAACAGAACGGAUAUGUCACGCAUGCUGUGGGAAAGUGGCACUUGGGUUUUUUCAAAAAGGAAUACACACCUAUUUUUAGAGGAUUCGACACACAUUAUGGAUACUAUCUAAUGUUCCACGAUUACUACACACAUAUGACCAAAGCAGAUUAUGCCAACGAUACUGGUUACGACUUCAGAAGGAAUCUUGAUGUCGACUGGGACGCUAAAGGCAAGUACAGUACGACGCUAUUUACUAAUGAAGCUGUGAAAUUAAUACGUGAACAUGACACAAACAAUCCGAUGUUUUUAUAUUUGGCCCAUAUCGCACCGCAUACUGCAAACGAGGCUGAUCCACUGCAAGCACCUGAUGAAGAAAUUGCUAAAUUUGCUCAUAUUAAAGAUCCCAAACGACGUGUCUACGCAGCCAUGGUAUCCAUGUUGGAUCAAAGUGUUGGAACGGUGAUCGAGGCUUUACAAGGAAAGCAAAUGCUGCAAAACUCCGUGAUUCUCUUUCUUUCGGAUAACGGACCCACAAAAUACGGUUCGAGUUAUCCUCUCAAAGGGAUCAAAUACUCAUCAUGGGAAGGAGGUAACAGAAAUUUAGCAGCAAUAUGGAGUCCUCUUAUUCAAAAAUCCCAAAGAGUUUCCAAUCGUUUGAUGCAUAUCUCCGACUGGUUACCAACAUUCUACUCCAUAGCUGGUUUAAAUAAAACGCAAAUUCCAAAUAUCGAUGGCCAAGAUAUGUGGGAAUCGAUUUCCGAAGACAAGGAGAGCCCAAGAACAGAAAUGCUCUACAAUAUCGAUGAUGCCACUACUGGUUGGGAAGCAUGGGGAGCAAUCAGACAAGGUGACUGGAAAUAUAUAUACGGUUCUACGGGCAAUGAAAAGGAUUCGUGGUACGGAAAUGAUGGCAAAAGACCAGAAUAUUCUUACGACAUCAACCAAAUAUUAACUUCAAAAACAGCCGCAGCCUUCGCUGGACUAUUAACCUACCAACAGAUUAAAAUGGAGAGCACCAAAGAGGGGAAGGAACUCAAAAUAAUUGAUAAAAAUGAUAUUGAAAUGUUAAGAAUGCAAGCCACAGUUCGUUGCGGGCCGUUUAAUUUCGAAGAUCAACCAGAAGAAAAUAAAUGCAAUCUCAAAUCUCCGUGUUUGUUUAACAUAAAGGAAGAUCCUUGCGAAAGGAUAAAUCUAGCUUCCGCUAGACCGGACAUCUUAAAAAACCUAGAAACACUUCUUUUAGAUUAUAGGAAAAACAUGGUACCUGCCCUAAAUAAACCUCGAGACCCUAGAUCGAAUCCAAUCUAUUGGAAUAACACUUGGACCUACUGGCAAGACUACGAUCAAGUUGUUGGAAGCAGAGUAAUAAACAAUACAAUAAUAAACAGUACAGUAAUAAACAGUAAUAAACCUAUUUCGACGAUAAAUAUCAUUAUAAUUAUACUAUCCUCUAUAAUGAUACUCUUUAUGAUAUUUGGUUUAUCUAAACUAGCUGAUACCGAAGAAAACAGGAGAAAAAGGAAAGAACAGAAACGAAAAACAAAAGCGUUGUUAAGCAAUAAUAAUUAUUCUUAG